This is a messenger RNA of Rotaria sp. Silwood1, 2280 nucleotides long. The record is from the annotation of a GenBank genome assembly. Lineage: Eukaryota; Metazoa; Rotifera; Eurotatoria; Philodinida; Philodinidae.
AUGGCUACACACUAUAUUGAAACUGAACAAGGUGGCAAUCAAUAUUAUUUUGAUGGUAAGAGUAAUGCUACUUCACAAGCACAAAGAUCAACACAAGAUUCAUCGUAUGCUGUACCUGUAGCAGUUAUUACAACAGUUGGUUCAAAUGAAAAUAUAUCGCAUCCUGUCGGUGUUUCAGGCUUACGUUCACAACAUCAACAAAUUCGUUCAGACCAUAAUGUACAUGUUGAAGGCGAUUCAUAUCAAUUACCACAACAACAUCAAUCUGUAGCCGGCUUUAAUAAAAGUGUAUCUCAACAACAAUAUCAAACUGCUCCACCAUCUGCACAUCAAGUCAAAGCUACUGUACGAACAGUAAAUACUCAAGAACAACAACAUCAUGGAUCAUCCGUUCAACAUCAACAACAACAACAACAACAGGCUUAUGGAAAUUACGGACAACAAACUUCGCCACAAUCAUCACAAGUGUCAUCUCAACAUCAGCAAUAUCCAUAUGAAUCGCGUCAACAAGUCGGACAGCCAACAAGUGUUUCAGGUUAUUAUCAAGCACCAAGUUCUGCUCAACAUACACAUCAAGAAGUAGAUCAUCGAACAGAAAGUCCAUCUCGAGGUCGUGAUCAACAUGCACAGGCUCAACCAGUACCAGUUCGAACAAUAACUAGUAAUCCACAUCAACAAUAUGAGAAUGGUAUUAGUUAUCCACAACAAUCACAACAAUCACAACAACAUUCAACCUCUCAAUCUUCGAAACAAUCACAACAACAGCAAGAAGAUCAACUUCAACAAUAUUAUAGUCAAUUGACUCCCGAACAAUAUCAACAAUUGUUACGUCAACAACAAAUUCAAAGACAACAACAAGAAGAACAAAAACGGCAACAACUUGCUCAACAACAAUAUUUUAUAGAACAAGAACGACAACGUACUGAACAACAACAACAACAACAAUAUCAGUCAAGUCGUUCAAAUCAAGAACAACAACAUCGACAACAAGGUCAAGACCAACAUGAUGUAUAUCAUUAUCGACCUCAACAAGUUCAAACGACUGUUUCAUCUAAUGUCAGUCAGGAAUCUUAUCGACAACAACAGCAACAACAACAACAACAACAUCAUGGUCAACAAGGUCAAUCAGAUGCUUAUUAUGAGCAGCAACGUCGAGCUACUGCUCAACAAUCACCAUCAUCAUCUACUUAUCAACAAGAACAAUAUCGUUCGACAGUUGGUGUUAGUGGAGGACAACAACAAUAUCAACAAGUAUCUCCAAGUCAACAACAACAUGUUCGAACAGAUUCGGAACGACAACGUCAAGACGAGCAAGAGUAUUAUGCAGCUCAAUUGGCUCGUCAACAACAACAAGAACGUGAACAUGUUGCUCAGUUAGAAGCAGCUCAACGUGCUCAACAACAAGAAAGAGAAUAUGCUGCUCAAAUUGAAGCUUCUCAACGUCAACAAGUUACUUCAAGAAUUCAACAACAGCAAUAUCAAGAACAACAACAACAUCAGCAACAAAUUAUACAAGGUCAACAAACUGCACAACCAGUUGGAAUUCGAGGUCUUAUGAGUAAAUUUACUGGUCCAACAACAAUCCCAACAUAUGAACCAAAACCUAAAAGUAGCACAACACAACAUUAUUCAACUUCGAGUUAUACAUCAUCAAGUGGACCAGGUCAAAAAACAACAACAACAACGACUCAUUCUUCAAAAACACAUUCAAUGACAUAUUCAGCAUUACCAAAAGCUAAUGAACCACCUGUAAAUAGUGCUGAAUAUUAUCAAAUGUUACAACAAGGAAAUCUUAGUAAUACAUCAUCAAAUGUUCAACAUUCGGCUGCUCCACUACAUAUUCAAGGUCCUCCACCUGGUUUUGAUGCAUUACGUAAUCGUUUUAAAAGUGGAUCUGUUUCUGAAAGUAUCAAUCCAAUACAAGACAUACGUCAACAACACCAAUCAAAUACAGGUAAUAGUAGUCUAUUGUCAUUACGUGAUCAAUAUAUGAAUCGAGCAAAAGAAUCAGCACAAACUCAAGAAGAAUCAUUCUCACAGAGAAUUCAAACUGUAUCUCGAUCAACUGUUAUGACAGGUCAAUCUUCACAAAAUCAAAAACAAACAUCAAGUGUAUUACAAGUUUCUCAACAAGAUGAACCACAAUUACAAAGUCAAAGUAUUAGUGAUCAAGGUGUUUCAUCUGAAGGUGCUGUUGCUGAAGGUGGUUCAUCAUCAGGUGCAUCACCUUUUGAAAAUGAUGCUAAUUUAACAACAACUAUGACUACAUCAGCACACUAA